Messenger RNA from Haliotis rufescens (red abalone), 927 nucleotides. Its product is annotated as splicing factor 3A subunit 2-like. The coding region runs from base 1 to 927 and encodes 308 amino acids. The transcript is spliced from 2 exons. NCBI's taxonomy places the organism in Eukaryota, Metazoa, Mollusca, Gastropoda, Lepetellida, Haliotidae. The record is from RefSeq and is a predicted model, not a curated record.
AUGGUCAUGUGGCUAGGGCAUCCGACCUCGGGUCAGAAGGACGAGGGCACCACAGCCAGGGCACCACUGCCAGGGUGCCACAACCAGGACACCACAACCAGGACACCACAGCCAGGGUGCCACAGCCAGGGUGCCACAACCAGGACACCACAACCAGGGUGCCACAGCCAGGACACCAGAGCCAGGGUGCCACAACCAGGACACCACAACCAGGACACCACAGCCAGGGUGCCACAGCCAGGACACCACAGCCAGGCUGCCACAACCAGGACACCACAGCCAGGGUGCCACAACCAGGACACCACAGCCAGGGUGCCACAACCAGGACACCACAACCAGGACACCACAGCCAGGACACCACAACCAGGACACCACAGCCAGGACACCACAGCCAGGGUGCCACAGCCAGGGUGCCACAGCCAGGGUGCCACAACCAGGGUGCCACAGCCAGGACACCACAGCCAGGGUGCCACAGCCAGGGUGCCACAGCCAGGGUGCCACAGCCAGGACACCACAGCCAGGGUGCCACAACCAGGACACAACAGCCAGGGUGCCACAGCCAGGGUGCCACAGCCAGGGUGCCACAACCAGGACACCACAGCCAGGGUGCCACAGCCAGGGUGCCACAACCAGGACACCACAGCCAGGGUGCCACAGCCAGGGUGCCACAACCAGGACACCACAGCCAGGGUGCCACAGCCAGGACACCACAGCCAGGGUGCCACAGCCAGGACACCACAGCCAGGGUUCCACAACCAGGACACCACAGCCAGGGUGCCACAACCAGGGUGCCACAGCCAGGGUGCCACAGCCAGGGUGCCACAGCCAGGACACCACAGCCAGGACACCACAGCCAGGACACCACAGCCAGGGCACCACUCUCAAUGUACGACCCUCAGGCACAUGGAUCACCUCUCAUCUGGCUGA